This is a messenger RNA of Paramecium pentaurelia, 2779 nucleotides long. The record is from the annotation of a GenBank genome assembly. NCBI's taxonomy places the organism in Eukaryota, Ciliophora, Oligohymenophorea, Peniculida, Parameciidae.
AUGCUGCUGUUGAUGGACUUGAUGGUAAGUAUUUUAAAUUAAAUCUCAGGAUGGAAAGACAAUUUAAAUAACAAUAUUGUUUUUCAAAGUGGUGAUGUAAUGUUAUAUGGAGGUAAUUCUCCCAAAUUUAGUAUAUUAUUCUCGAGACUAAGUCCUCAUUAUUAAGUUAAAAUAGAAAUGGAAUUUUGGUUGUAUUAGUAUUUAUUAAAUAAGAAAUAACCUAAUGAGUUUUGGGGGUUUAUAAAUGUAUUUAGAUGGGAUGAAAAUUUAUAAUAGGUCUUAUAAUAAUGAUACGAUAAUAAGUUUAAAUGGUCCUACACCAUUCAAUUAAUAUUACGAUAUUAUAAAAGUAAAAUAUCCACAGAAAAAAAAAACUGCUUUUUUAUAUAUUGAUGUCACAGGAUUGGUAUUUUAUCAAUAUAUUUUGAGUCAAGUUGUGGGAUUCGAAUUUUUUAAUUUUAUAUUGAAAGAUGCCCCUAAGAAUGUGAUGUUUGUGACAAUUACGAUUUUUUAGCUUGCAAAAAAUGGAGAAUUUUUAUGUUAAACUUUGAUUAGUAUCAAUUUUCGAACCUUUAAGGAUGGUCUACAGAAUUAUCUUGGAAUUUGUAAUAAUUUUUUAUUUGUGGAUAAUGUCAUUUUCUUCGAUAAUAUUAAAUUCAAUACACUGGAGUAUUACCCCCUCAUAAAGGUUUAAUGGUUAAAUUUUUUAGAAUAUUUGAUAUUGGUUCUCAAAUUAUAUUAAUAAAUGGAGUAGAAUAUUUAGUGUAAUAGCCAACUGUAUUUUAUUAGAUUGAAUUAAUAAUUAAUCAACACAUAGACCAAAAAUUAUCUAUAUCUAUCUAAUUGGGUUAUAUAAGAGAUUUUGAAUUAUAUUAUUAAAUAGAGGAAAAAUACUCUGAUCUUUAAAUUAUUAAUUGCCUUUAUUUUAUUAAUACUAUUUGUGUAAGUUGUUUAGAUGGUUGGGAAUUUGAUGAAAUCCAAAAUUAAUGUCAACCUUAAUGUGGAGAUUAUUUGAUUUAAGGACUUGAAGAAUGCGAUGAUGGAAAUUAAAUCCAAAAUGAUGGAUGUUAUUAGUGUAAAUUUGAUUGUGGUGUUCAUUGUUUAAAUUGUGAGUUUGGAAUCUGUAAAAAAUGCGAUUCUGGUUAUCUUGUAUAAAACAAUUAGAACAAUAUUUCUUAAUGCUACCUGGAAAUACAUGAUGAAGAAGAAGAAGAGGAAGAAUAAUCAGAAGAAGAAUCUUAAUUUUUAGAUAAUUGUAUUGUUUUAGAAGAAUAGCUGUGUAAGCAGUGCUUAUCUGGAUAUUUACUAUAGAAUGGAUAUUGUUUUCCUUAUUGUGGAGAUGGGAUUUUAAUUAUUGGACUGGAAGAAUGUGAUGAUGGAAAUUUAGUUCCUUAUGAUGGCUGUUUUAAUUGUGCAUACUAAUGUCCUUUAAAUUGUAUAUUAUGUAAUUAAGGAGUAUGUUAUUAAUAAUGUGAAAUAGGUUUUGAAUUUAUUGAUUAAUCUUGCCUACCUAUAUGCGGAGAUGGAUUGAUAACUUAUUUAGAAGAAUGUGACGAUUAAAAUUAAAUACUUUAUGAUGGAUGUUAUGAAUGUCAAUUUUCAUGUCCUUAGAAUUGUCUUGAAUGUUUAGAUGGGUAUUGUCUAUAAUGCAAUAUAAAUUAUCAGCUACAAUCAAACAACAUAUGCAAAUUAAUUAUUGAAUAGUAAAAAGAAUGUGAUGAUCAAAAUUCUUAUUCUUUCGAUGGCUGUCAUUAAUUUUAGAUUCAAAUAGACUGGGUUUGUAGAAGACUAAAUUUAGAUACUUUCAGUGAGUGUUCUUAUUUUAAAUAUCCAUAAUUAUAUAUUCAUUAUGAAUAGAUGAGUCGGAAUAUAUAAUAUUUAAAACUUACAUUUAAUUAACCUGUUAAAGUAUUAUCUAUUCGAUUACUUAUAGAAUCACUUACUUUUUCAAUAUUGAAUUUAUCUGAAUCAUAGUAUAAUAUUAAUGUAUUGAAUAAUCAAGAUAUAAGUAGAUAUCCGAAAAUUGUAGAGUAUUAUAUAGAAAUUGAGAUCUUUUAGCUUUUAACAUUUAAGCCUAUCUUAAUAAUAAAUUUAUAAUAAAAUAUUACUAAUCAAUAUGGUUCAAAGAUCUAAGUUAAAAAUUAUUCUAAAAGUUUAUAGUUUUCUACAUAUUUAGAUGAAAAUUAGAGAUAUUAUUCAUAGAUUGCUUAAUAGACUAAUAGGUAUCUGCUAUUUUCAUUUGGUGGAAUAUGCGCUUUAUUUAUUUUCCAAGGAAGAUAUGAAUAAUUAAUAGAAAUUAUAAACCUUUUAUCUUUUCAAAAUUAUCUUAGAUACAUUAAUGUGAGAUUUCCAUAAAAUCUUCUACUUUAUUUUGAAUCAUAUGAUUUGUUAUCUUUAAAAACAAUUAUUAACUUACUUAAUAUUUAGCAUAUAGAAAGAUUUGUGUUUUAUAAAGAAUAAAAAGAAACUUCAGGAAAAUUCAAAUUUUAUGAAGAAAAUGCUGAUUUAAUUACUAAUCUUGAAUGGUAAAUCAUUCAAUCUUUACUAUAUGUACUUUUGAUUUUGUUAUCAACUGGGAUUUAAAAAUUUAUCCAAUUUAAUUACUUCAAUCAUAAAGUGUUAUAGUAUUUUAGCACAUCAGAACAGCAUUCAAAUAGAGAGUACAAAUAUUAAUGUAUCUAAUGGUUAUAUAACAGAUGUCAAUGGGUGAUUCAUUUUGGAAAGGUAUUAAGUUUAAAUGGAAUUCAAGGAGUAUUAUUAGCCAAUGGAUGGGAUCUGA